UGCCGACCAAGAAUCUGCUUUUAAUUUUUCCUAAUGAAGAUCAAAUAUCCUGUUUGCUUUAGAGCGGUGGUAAACCUGACCCAAUGGAUUUAUUGCGGAAGCAAUUAAAUGAAAAAGAAGUUGCUUACAAAGAAGGUAAGAACAUUUUUUCAUGCAUUUUGUAAAAUUGACCGAGUUAGAAUUCGUUUCAGUAUUGUAACAACAUUGUAUGGUUGUCAUCAAGGAUACCGUAUUUACUCGUUUGAGCGCCGCCCCUGAUUCAGCGCCGCAUUUGCGAUCGAAUUUUUUUAAAGAGCGCCGACCCCGAAUGAGCGCCACGUAAAAACUUUCCACCAUCAAAAUGGGGACAUUUGGUGACAAAGACAUUUAAAAGUUGUUUAUUUUAUUGUUAAAAGUUCUAAUUAUAAUUCACAAAUAAAAGUUUUUUUAAGAGCGCCUCCCCCGAUUGAGCGCCACAUCUGAAGCUCUGAAAAUUUAAAGAGCGCCGCAGCGCUCAAACAAGUAAAUAUGGUAUGCAAUAUUUUUUGACAUUUGAAAACAAAAAUAAAUAGUUUGUUGUUGAGAACAGAAUAUGAUCUAGCUUGCAAUUUAGGUUUCUACAGUAUAUCACUGCUAUUGAACAUAAGAACUAUUAAUUUUCUAUCAUAAAAACUCAUUUAGAACAUUCACGAGCUGAAGGCUUGGCUGUUAAGGUCAAGGAACAAAGGUAAGAGCAAAUUAUUGGUUUUCAUGCCAAAAUGAGUUGUUUGGGUACAUUCUAUCUGUUUUUAUUUUCAGGGAUGAAAUUGUUCAGGGGAUGACUAAACAGAAGACUUAUGAAACAGCUGCAACACAGAAAAUUAAGGCUCUUGUAUGUAUUUCAUAAGAGUUUGUCAGUAAGCCCUACUGUAUGUCUCACUGGACUUCAAAUUGAAUAUUACACCCAAAAGAUGAUUGAAACUGUUGUUAUAAGUGAGUUUGUGAUAACCAACUGCCUAUAGAUAGAUAGAUAGAGAUAGAUAAACUUUAUUUAACCACGCUAACCCCGUCAACCGAAGCUGAUUUCCACAGGGGGCGUGUAUAAAAGACAUUACAGAAGUAUAAACUUUAGAAAAUUAUUUACAGAAUAUUAGUAUUAGGCAUGCAGGUAUUAAAGUAAGUAAUGGGAAUAUAACAAUCUAUUUACAUUGUACAUGACAACAUUUGUUGUCUAAUUAAAAAUGUGAGCGGCAAUUUUCUUUUGGAAGCAUGAUAGGGAUUUGCUCUCUCUAAUUUCAUUUGGAAUAGAGUUCCAGAGCUUAGCACCAUCAUACAUAAAACUCUUCUUCAUAUUAUUGGUACGUGGUUGUGGUAGACAAAGACCACUUGAAAUGUUUCGAAGUUGAUAAUUUGUUAUAUCACUCUUAUACGUGAAGAGGUUUGUGAGAGACUCAGGGCCUAUUUUGUUUAAUGUUUUGUACAUCAUUCUUGCUUUUGCCUUUUUUCUUAUUCUAUCAAGUGGCUCCCAGCCUAAGGCAUUUAAAGCAAUAGAAUGAUCUACAUCAUUGCUGAAAUUUGAAAUAAUUCGAGCAGCUCUGUUUUGUAGUUUUUGCAGUCGUUUAGAUUGUGUUUCGCCAAAUACAUCCCAAACUUCAGAGCAAUAAUCAAAGUAGGGACGUACAAUAGCAUUGUAUAUAGAAAUAAGCGUAUUUCUAUCGGCAAUAAAUGGUUUGACACGACGUAGAGCUGAAAUUCCCAAUGUUAUUUUUUUACAAAUAUUUUCAGUAUUAGUCUUCCAAGUUAAGUGCUGGUCAAUUGUUGUUCCUAAAGUGGUUUUAUUAACUUGUCUGAUUUGUUUGUUUUCAAUUAUAAUAUUUGGUUGAAAAUUUGAAACAUUUCUUAUGUGGCAGGCCCUCAUUGAAACAUAAAAGAUGAAUAGAGAAAGAGGGGCCUGGCUUUCAUUACUAAAUAGGUUUUUGUGAAUUAAUUUUCUCAAAAUUAAUUUGCACACCCAACAUAUAUGUAAGCUGGAUAAAUAAUAUACCAAAAGUUGCUGAUUUAUUCUAACUUGAUAAUUACAGUAUGUACUUGCCAUAAUGUUUGCAAACUGCUUUGACUCUUCAUACUCCAAAUUAUGCUCCUAUAAGCAUACUUUUGUCAAAUUUGUUUGGCUAUUUACUUUCUUAGGAAAAAGAGAACGAAGCUCUGAAGCUACGAAUGAAUGCUUCCCACCAGAACAAUGCUCUAGAACAUGAAAAACUUGUUGCUGCACUGGAAAUUUGUAAGAAAACCCAUGUUCAAACUGACUGGCAGAAGUUGCAAGAGGAUCUGGCAUCUGCAAAAGAUAUUAUUCAACACUCUGAAAACCAAAAGGCUGAACUGGAAGCAAGAAUUUUAGCUCUUGAAACAGACAUCGAUUCAAGGGUAUGAAAAAAUAUUUGAUGCAUGAAGAUGUUGAAGUUUUUUCAGAAAGUGAUUAUGCAAUGUGAUGUCAUGCUACAUGUCAUGCCAUAGUGAGGAUAAUUUGGAUAUUAAAAAAUUGUCAAAUAUCUCAAGAAUUUGGCAAGUGUAGAGAAUUUGGCAAAGUAUCUUAUUUGGUCAUUUUGAAUUUCCUUUGCAAUGCAAUCAUAAAAUAAUGGUGUGAAAUUUCAUUGCAUAAGCACCUAAAAUGACUAAUAAUAUUCCGGUGGAAUACAUGUAGUGGCCUGAAUGACAAUGUAUAAAAUAUGAUGACUAUUUAGCUCCUAAUUAUGAGUGGCUUAGUUGAUUUUGUGUUUCAGUAUCAACACCAGUAUUCAUUUUACAAUUGGUUUCACUAAAAUUUGACUCCUAAUGUUUUUUAAAUUUUUUUUCGUAAUUCCAAAUUUUGCUGCAAAUUCAAAAUUUAGAAAGAAAAUGAAGCCAAACUAGCACAACAAGCAGCCGAAGCCAAUGAUCGAGUCAAGAACUUUGAUGCUGUUAAAAACAGUCUGACGCAACAACUCAUGGAAACAGUGAAGUCAAAAAGUGACAGCGAGCAGAGACUGGACAUGGCAAAGAAAGAAACUGACUCAGCACACACAGAGAAAUCCAAUGCCGUUCAGAAAGCUGGGGCAUUGCAAUCUCAACUGGACGAGGAGAGAUCGAAGAAAUCUGAAAUGGAGAAAAUGUUUAAGGCUUUGGAACUGAAGUUGAAAGAUACGUCUGAUAAACAUGUGCAAGAGAAAGAGGUAAAGUAUAUACUGAUUCUGUCUUUGCUCAAAAUGUCAAAGUCUUUUUCAUGUUGACGAGUAUCAAAACAGUGGUGGACACUUUGCGAAAUAUUGGGUGGGGGAUGGAAAUUAGGUUGCCAGCAUAGGACAAUUUAUUGUGUCCAACAUCAGACAAUUUUACUCGUCGAAGGAAUAGUGCUGGCACUCGAUAGUUAAGAACCACUUUUGUUGGAAAGUUUGUUGCUGAAAUUACUUCACCUGAUUUGGUAGUUUCAUUGUGUUUAGUGGAGGCCAAUAGAUGACCUGUGUAUAUGCGUUAAGUAUUUUCUACUAUUUGAUUUACAGAUGCUUGUUCAACAGUUAGAGUCAGCUAGUGGAAAGAAAGAUGAUACACAAAUAGCAGAAUUCCAGGUAGGAUGAUCUUGAGUAACUUACAAUACUGUAUGUUAUAUACCAUACACAACAAACAGUUAAUUUUAGUAAAAUCAAAACACAAAGAAAAUCCUAUGAAGAUGUCAAAGAUCCAUUGAAAAAAACUGAAAACAAGUUGUGAAUUUUUAUGGGCCAUUUAUCUUUUCAGAAACAAUCAGAGGAUGCAUCAAGACAGCUGGACGAACUGAAGGCCAAACUUGCACAGGCUGAAGAGGAUCAUGGGAAAACAAAGCAAUCCCUCACGAGCCGAGAAGAACAAUUGAGCAAACAUGAAGGAGAGAUAAGCAAUCUGAAAGGCUUGAAUUGCAGCAAGGACGAAGAGCUUGAAUUAUUGAGAAAAACUGUGAGCCAACACGAGAACGAGAUUGUUGUGAUGAAAAAUAACAUGUCUCAAGAGCUUCAGUCUGCACCACCUGAAGUUGACGAUGCCAAGUAAGUAGAGUUCUUAAAGUAACACCUGCCAAAAGCAGCGGUGGAUCUACUGUGGGGCAGGCCUAGAAAAUAUAUUUGUCUUCCUGGCAGCAAAAUCCAAAAAUAAAAAUUUCCUGUGUAAGUCAAUUAUAAGACUUGCUGCAUCGUAAAUUGCAGAGAACGGAUGGUGUCGCACAUGCGAUAAACUUUGAUCUCAGCACAAGACAAACUCGUCUUGCAAAAUGCUUUUGGACUUUUUAAACAAUAAGUAAAUUAUAUGGCAUUUCAGUUUAUAAGAUGACAGGAAUUUCCUGCAAGGUGUAAGAAAAUUUCCUGGGAAGAUAUUUUGUCAAAUAUUUCCUGGCAGCGGUGCUGCUGGCGCUGCCGGACAUUUUCCAGCACUGCUGUGGGGGUACAGGGGUUGUGCGUCGCAGCCAACCUAGUGUGUAAAAACACCUGACGUUGGUUGUUCAAGAGCUGGUUAGCUUAGUCCUAUGUUAACAGAAAUCUCAAAGCAAACUUCCCAACAGCCUGUUUAGAAACAUGAAGAUAGUUUUGCACAAUUCAUGUCCGCAUCAAUAGAAAUUUUAUUUAAACAGAGGUGCAAUUAAUGAAAUAAACAGAAGUGCAAACGUACCCAAACCAAAACAACCCAUGGUUAACCACACUUAUUAUUAGCAUGACAAAAUUACUGGAUGCUGAUUGGUUGAGAGGAGUACAAUUAUUUCAUUAAUUAAUUGUACUGCAGUACAAAUUAAUUGUACUGCAGUACAAUUAAUGAUUUUCCCAAAACAAACAAAAUGAAAUGAAAUUGCCCUUGAGGAACUAGAUGAAAAUACGAACAAAAGCGCCAAAUUUUGCUUGAACAAAAGAACUAAAUGAAAAUACCAACAAAAGUACCAAAUUUUGGUUGAAAAUCUGGCAGGACUGGGCUUUGGCGAGAGAAUAUGAUGCUGACGGAUCGGAGAAGUAUCCAAUUUUGUCAUAUGCUAAUAAUAAACAAGUAAUCAUUCGAUGUUGCUCGUACAACAUCAGAACCACCAGAAUUGCUGAGUUCAACAUCAGAACCACCAGAAUUUGAAUCAUAGUGUAUUUUUUAGGGUAAAAGGUUUGGAGGAAGAAAUUGAAAAACUAAAUGGUCAACUGGAUGAGAAAAAAGAGCAAAUAGCUACCUGGGAGAAGUCGAUUGAAACUAUGAAGGCCAAGAACAAUGUAUGUGUUUGAACCGUUUGUCUUAUAGAAUAUACAUGUUUCUAAAAACUCCGUUUGUAUGGAAAUGUUUUGCUGCUUUGGUUAAUAAAUGUAAUUGCAGAACAGAUAGGUGUCUUGAUCUGGCAAUGAAAGUGUUCCUAAAAUGUUCUACCAAUUAAUUUACUCCACAAACCAAUCUAUUUGAGACAUUUGACCAAUUAAUUACAGUACUAGCAACUUCCUGUAUUUCUGCAUAUGAUGAUAGCUAGACAUACUGAUAGUGGUGAAUUUCAAAUGUAUUGAUAAUUUUUUUUUUGGGGGGGGGGACAACAAAUGAUUCUAAAUAUUUCCAAUUUCAUGUAUUUUCCACCAAACACGAGAUUGGUACAUGCAAUGAUUAAUGAUAACUAAACUGGAAUCAUAUUUAUUCCCAGGAGUUGCGAGAGAAGAACUGGAAGGCGAUGGACGCGCUGUCUGCUGCAGAAAAACAACACAAGGUUGAAACUGGCAAAGCAGUUGCUUCAGUCAAGGUAAAUUACAUCAGUGUGGUUUAGUUUUGACUCCCACUACAAAUACCUUUCACUGACUUACUACGCAUGUGAUUGCUUAAUCGGGUAAGUCAAAUGCAUCUGAUUGGUUAACGGUCCCUAGUGGAAGUCAAAUGUAAAUCUGACUAGGGUAGGAGAUGGAUCAGUUUUGUGUUGUUGAAUAUCCUUCAAAACGAACAAUGCUCGUGUGACGGUGUUUUAACUCUGAUAUCAAUAUUUCUGUAGGAGGAAAAUAAAAAGAACCUUCAAGAUUUGCAUACAGACAUAAAGGUACGUGUAUUAUACUAAAGUGGUCUCUAUUUUUAUGUAUUUUAUCUUAUUAUAUAUUCAACGUUAUUUUCAGGAAUUUUUGUGUCGAAUUCAUCCUACUUUAUCUAUCGACAAAGACUUGGUAAGAAUCGCAUUUCGGUUGCCGUUUAUUAAUCCAAUAUGAAUAUUGUUGACCUCAUAUUCAUUAAGGAAACAGUAUUCUCAAAUCUCAAUAGAAAUGAUGUUGCAUUUACAUUCACAUGUACUACUCUUUCAUUUUGCAGUCGUACGAGGACUUUUUAAAGAAAUAUGAAAAUGAGACGGAAGAAUUGGGAUGUAGGUCACCCAAGUCUGAAUCAAAUGAUUCAAAGGUAUUUUAACUUGAUUAAAUUGUAACUGUAUAUCUUCUAAAAAUGUUGCCGCUUUUUUUGGAACGGCCAUUCGUUGCAAUUUUCCGUUUGAAAUUGAUUCUUUAGAUUGAAGAAUUGGAGGAAGAAUUAAAGAAAUAUAUAAAACAGAAUGAAGAAGUAACGUCACAAUGUGCAGAAUACAAAACUAAUUUAGAUAGCAAGGUGGGUGAUGAACUGAAUCUAGUUUUGUAAUAGCCUGCGUGCAGGCCCAAGGGAACUUGAUAGUGGGCCUGCAACCAUCACCCCAUGUUUUCGAUUUUCGCCGGCCGAACCGCCGGCUAAAUUCCCAUUGGCUAGCUGAGGCGAUCGGUAAUUAAUUAACCUAGCCCAUUGUGCAGGCACAAGGGAACAGUGAUUCAUCACAAAGGCAUAGACAAAGGCUCUCGAUAAGCUUAAAAUUUGAAAAUUGAUCACUUUUUUCGAUUACAAAUGGAACAAGAAGAGACUGUUUAUUGUUUACUUGAAGGAAGACAUGUUUUUGCCGUUAUGCCAAUGGGGAUUGCUUGUCGUGAGGUGUUGGAAUAGCAACAUUACGACUGGGGUAAACUAUAGUAACCUUUACUUGAGUUUCAUUAAUUUCAAACAGAC
This is a messenger RNA of Paramuricea clavata, 6978 nucleotides long. The record is from the annotation of a GenBank genome assembly. Lineage: Eukaryota; Metazoa; Cnidaria; Anthozoa; Malacalcyonacea; Plexauridae.